AUUAAAGACAGUUCCAUGAUACGAGUCAGUGAGGAGACCAUCGAAAUUAGUGAUGACGAUCAGGACGAGUUCUCUAUCGUACCGACUUGCGGACCCCGCGGUGCCGCUGUUGCAGAUGAUCAAAUGUUCAAGAGACGCGUGCAUGUAAGAGUGUCCUCUGCUAGCUCAGUCCAAUCCAACUCAUCGCCCCUACUGAAUGGCGUCAGGUUAACAAAUUCGUUGUCGUCGGACAGAACUGCUCGGCAGACAGCGAAUGAUUCAACAACUGUCAUCGACGAACAAUUAUUUGUGGAGAGUCAGAUCAUCUUGAACUCGGUUGGUGAUCAGGUCGAUAUUAGCGCUUACGUCGAUAUAAUGCCACCACCGAAACCAUCAAGUAGGCGUCGAGGUCGCUCGGAUGCAGGUCAACGUAAACUCACUGUGCUUAAACGGGUCGAUGACUCAGUUCGGGCUGAAAAAGACAAUUCGACCGAGGUUAAUCCCAGUUCAAGAUCUCCGCCAUCAAAUCGGGUUGACUCGAAUAAGAAAAUGAGUAUACGUAAAAUUGCUGGCAGCAGUUGCGACUCAGAGCAGCCAUCAAAGGAAAAUAACGUCACCAGUAGCCUUUCCGGGGUCAAUCAGCUUUUGAAUAGACGUGAAGUAGGUAGCAGCAGUCCCAGGAUAAAUCGGCUCUCUAAUCUGAAUAAUAUUCGUAUCAGCGUCCAAGGAGUACCGCAGACUCCUCGUGUGACCAGAUUGCCCGACAGCGAAGUCAGACUGCUGCGUAGUUUGUUGCGGGAUCCAGUACCACAUGUGUUGCCUAAGACACCUUUAGUCGCCAGAAAAACCUUUUCCAGUCCAAAUUUUCGCAAACUGAUAGCUGAACGACGUGCCCGAGUGGAAGCACUUUCACCACCACUAGAAAUAGAUUGUGAAUCGACGGACACGGCUUCAGAGUCGUCCGACUUGCCCGUGGAUGGUAGCCAAGAAUCGUCAAUUUCCAUCAGCGAUUAUAUACACAUACAUCCGGAUUUGCUCGACAAACCUCUAACGCCGAAGAGGUCACCGGUUGCUAAGUUCACUCCAAAUAUUUUGGUGAAGAGUUGCAAGGUCAAAGACUUGUCCGGUAAUAUGAUUGUGGUGCCGCUGAAUGGGAAGAAAGUUUCGUUGCCUUUGGUGCUAAAUAAAAGGCUCCCCGUUAAGGAACGCCUUCGAUGUCCGUCGUUUGUGCCUCCUUCCUCGCACUCAACGUCACUUUUGCAAACAGUCGCCAAGAGACAAGUGCUUCCUGUGAUCGAGGAUGCUGUCAGCUUGGCGGGGGACAAUGCGAAUACCGAUUCUGUCGAUGAUUUUGGAGCUUACUUCGAAAAUGGAUCACCCAUUGAUAAGGAGCCGUCAACGGUUAGACGAUCAAGCACGGACUCGUCGACCCGUCUGGCCAUUAAAUCAUUCGCCUCAGUGCACUCGUUCAAUGAUAAUUGUUUUAACAAUAUGGACCGAAUGCUGAAGUUUUGA
This is a messenger RNA of Ilex paraguariensis (yerba mate), 1494 nucleotides long. Lineage: Eukaryota; Viridiplantae; Streptophyta; Magnoliopsida; Aquifoliales; Aquifoliaceae. The record is from the annotation of a GenBank genome assembly.